AGUGGUAGGAACCACUUGAGUUGCCCAGAAGUGGAUGCCCUGUGACCCCUGUGAUUUGUGCCAGGGGCUGGGAGCGGUGGCAUCAGAGCCCUGGGACCAUGGUGGAGCUAACGUGUCUCCCCCCCCCUCCCCCCCCCCAGCUGCAGGCCUCUCUGUGAGGGACGGCAGGUGGCGGGAUGGAUGAGCAGAAGCCGCCCGGUGAGGACAAAGACUCUGAGGCGCCAGCCGACGGAGCCGCGUCCUCAGAGGAGCAGGGCAGUGUGGAGGGAGAUCCGCUGAAGCCCCCGGAAGUGGUGCCUGCUGCACAGGAGCCAGGGAGCACUGAGACAAAGCGGCCCCCGCAGCCCUGCAGCACCCUGCCCUGGCGCUGCGCCCUCUGCAACUGUGGGGACUGGAGCCGGCUGGGGCAGCGGGAGCUCCAGCGCUUCGAGCCAGGGCCCAACUGGACAGAGCAGCCACAGGGGCAGGAGGGCCCUGGCGAGGUCCCAGGCGCCGAGGACGACCUGUCCCAGAUUGGCUUCACAGAAGGGGUGACGCUGAGACAGAUCUCGGAGCCGACGGGGCACUGCUGGGUUCACCACUGGUGUGCAGCCUGGUCGGCGGGGGUGCAGCGGCAGGACGGAGCAGGGCUGAAUGAUGUGGACAAAGCUGUUUUCUCAGGGAUCUCACAGAAAUGUGAACGCUGUCAGAGGAUGGGUGCUACCCUUCAGUGCCACUCGGAGGGCUGUCUGCGGCGCUACCACUUCCCCUGUGCAGCUGCUAGCGGCUCUUUCCAGUCUAUGAAGACCCUCCGGCUCCUGUGCCCAGAACACCUAGCCGAGGCAGCCCAGAUGGAGGACUCGCGAUGCGUGGUGUGCGAUGGGCCAGGUGAGCUGCGCGACCUGCUGUUUUGCACCAGCUGUGGGCUGCACUACCACGGCACCUGCCUGGAGAUCACUGUCACGCCCCGCAAGCGCGCCGGCUGGCAGUGCCCCGAGUGUAAAGUUUGCCAAACCUGCAGGCAGCCCGGCGAAGACUCUAUGAUGCUGGUGUGCGAGGCCUGCGACAAGGGCUACCACACCUUCUGCAUGAAGCCUGCUAUCGAGAGCCUCCCCACCGACUCCUGGAAGUGCAAGAACUGCCGGGUGUGCUCAGACUGUGGGCAGCGGCCGGCGGCUCUCGACCCUGGGUGCCAGUGGUACGAGAACUACUCGGUGUGUGAGGGGUGCCAAGAGCAGCGGCGCCACAGCACGGAGGGCAGCCAGGCGGGUGAAGCCGAAGCCCCACCAUGCGACCAGCACUCACCGCCGCCCAUGGCCCGCAUCGACUCGGCGGGCUCCCCCGCACCCCCGUCCCCAGCGGGCCAUGACCCACCUGUGCCCUCACCCCUGCCGCAGGCCAGGAGCCCUGCAGCAGAGCCCCAGGACAAGCUGCCGGCCGCGGAUGAAGCCAAGCCGCUCGACCCAGACUCAAAGGCAGAGGAACCUGAGGAGCCCCCAGCCCUGGCCCCAGAGGCACCUGCCAAGGAGGAGGCGAUGGAGGUGGAACUGGAACCACCGCCCCCCACCGUGACCCCGGCGCCCUCGCCCCCAGCACCCCCAGACCUUGCUGCCGUGUCACCUGCUCACCCCGAGGAGCUGCCUCCAGAUGCCAAAGAAGAUGUGGCCCCUGAGCUGGCAGUGGAGGCCCACACCCCUGCCCCCACCCCUGCCUCCCCUGCCCCCGGGCUGGAGCCUGCGGGCAGCCCUUGCAUCUCUAUGGACAUGGAGCCUCCUGCUGCCUCCCCAGCCCCACCGCCCUCACCACCCACUGCUGAGCCACCCUCUGUGGCGCCCCUGCUGGGCUCCCCUGCCCCCCAACUGGCCCAUGGGGGAGCCCAGCGGGGCAGUGAGGAGGAGGAGAUGGAGACGGCCCCAGAGGCCAGGGCGCUGGCCAGCCCCUCGGGGGACGGAGCUCAGCCUAGCCCAGCCCCGGCGCUGGGGCCCUUCCCAGGCCUGGCAGAGGAAGAGGAGGAUGAGGAAGAGGAGGCGCCGAGGCUGGAGCGGGAGGGGGCCAGCGGGCGCUGCUCACCCCAGCUGAGCGAGGAGGAUGGGCUGGAGGAGCUGCGGGGUGUGGGGGACCCCGAGUCCAGCCAGACCCCUGUCAGCUUUGCCAGCGAGCCCAAGGGCUCACCCCUGCUGCUGGAGCCUGAGGAGCUGGGUCCAGCCACCCCCAUGGAGGUGUGCGGGGCAGGCACAAAACUGCUGGGUCGCGGUGAGGAGGGUGGCCCUGAGCCCCCAGCCCUGCAGCCCCGGCCAGCCCUCAUCAAGUCGGACAUUGUCAAUGAGAUUUCCAACCUGAGCCAGGGUGACACCAGCAGCAGCUUCCCUGGGUCAGAGCCCCUGCUGGGCUCACCUGACCCUGAGGGCGGGGGUUCACUCUCCAUGGAGCUGGGCAUGACGUCCACGGAUAUCAGCCUGCAGAAGGACGAUGCUGCUCUGCUACCCCUUGGCACCGACUCACUGCCUGAGACAGACGACUCACUGCUUUUUGAGCCAGCUUCCGGGGUGAAGGGUGAAGGUGAGAAGGGCCGGCGGCGCAGCUCCCCUGGGAGGUCCAGAAUCAAGCAGGGUCGGAGCAGCAGUUUCCCCGGGAGGAGGCGCCCCCGUGGUGGGUCCCAUGGGGGCCGCGGUCGUGGCCGUGCCCGGCUGAAGUCGACCACUUCGUCCAUCGAGACCCUUGCGCUGGCAGACGUGGACAGCUCCCCCAGCAAGGAGGAUGAUGAGGAGGACGAGGACACCAUGCAGAACACGGUUGUGCUCUUCUCCAACACGGACAAGUUCGUUCUCAUGCAGGACAUGUGCGUAGUGUGCGGCAGCUUUGGGCGUGGGGCUGAGGGGCACCUGCUGGCCUGUUCUCAGUGCUCCCAGUGCUACCAUCCCUACUGUGUCAACAGCAAGAUCACCAAAGUGAUGCUGCUGAAGGGUUGGCGUUGUGUGGAGUGUAUUGUAUGUGAGGUCUGUGGCAAGGCCUCAGACCCUUCACGCCUGCUGCUGUGCGACGACUGUGAUGUCAGCUACCACACUUACUGCCUGGACCCGCCGCUGCAGACCGUGCCUAAGGGCGGCUGGAAGUGCAAGUGGUGCGUGUGCUGUGUGCAGUGUGGGGCGGCCUCGCCUGGCUUCCACUGCGAAUGGCAGAACAACUACACGCACUGCGGCCCCUGUGCUAGCCUAGUCGCCUGCCCUGUCUGCCGGGAGAAAUACGUGGAAGACGACCUGCUCAUCCAGUGCCGCCACUGUGACCGGUGGCUCCAUGCCUCGUGUGACAACCUCUUCACGGAGGAGGAGGUGGAGCAGGCGGCAGAUGAGGGCUUCGACUGCAGCGCCUGCCAGCCCUACGUGGUCAAGCCCAUCGUGCCUGUGGCCCCCACAGAGAUCACCCCGGUGAAGAUGAAGGAGCCAGAGCCCCAGUACUUCCGCUUCGAGGGUGUCUGGCUGACCGAAACCGGCAUGGCCGUGCUCCGUAACUUGACCAUGUCCCCACUGCACAAGCGGAGGCAGCGCAAAACCAGGCCAGGGGCCCUCAACGGGGAGGGCAGCUUGGAAGGCAGUGACCCCCUGGGCCCCGAUGAGAAGAAGGAGGGGGACCUGGAAGGGGAUGAGCUGCUGAAGGCUGAAGUGGGCGUGGAGCACAUGGAGUGCGAGAUCAAGCUGGAAGCCUCUGCCAGCCCUGACCGGGAUGGUGGGGCUGACCUGGACUCGGGGAAGGGGCUGGAGGACCUCGAGGAGUGCAAGAAGAGGAAGCGGAAGCCAUACCGCCCUGGGAUCGGUGGCUUCAUGGUGCGGCAGCGCAAGUCUCACGCGCGUCCGAAGAAAGGCCCGGCUGUGCUGGCAGAGGCAGGGCGCGAGGGGCUGGGUGCUGAGGGACACCCUGAGGAUGGUAGGAGCUGCACACAGUGUCCAUGCCCUCCCCACUACCCUACUCUGUCUGUGAAGAAGAAGCGGCGGGGUAGGAAGAAGAGCAAACUGGAGGACAUGUUCCCUCCAUACCUGCAGGAAGCGUUCUUUGGCAAGGCACUCAUGGACAUGAGCCGGAAGGCCCUGCUGGCGGCUGGCGGCGUGGGUGACGGAGCCGUCCGCCCCUCCUUCGGCCAGGGCGCCCCCCGACCCAAGGUGGACCCCAGCGUGCCUGGGGCCCUCCAGGGCAUGCCCAGAGACCGGAAGGAGGCCCCCGCUCGCCUGAGAGGGGAUGACAGCAUGGAUGGCAGCACCAUGAUGGGCCAGGAGGAUGACUCGAAGGAUGCAGAGGCAAAAGCCGAGGACUUGGGGGCAGAGGAGCCAAAGGACUCGCCAGAUCCCGGGGAUGCUGAGAAGCCAGCGACGCCGGGUGAGGGCGCGCUCAGCUCCGACCUCGACAGGAUCCCCAUGGAAGAGCUGCCCAAGAUGGAGAGCAAGGAUGUGCAGCAGCUCUUCAAGGAUGUGUUGGGCUCUGCGGAGCGGGAGCAGCAGCUGAACUGCGUGGCGGCUGGGCUGGAGGCCGGUGUGGCGGGGCGAGACCCCAGCCGGACCCAGCUCCCGCAGAGGCCUCUCCUGCAGGGCGACUUGCAGCUGCCUGGACAGGGCGGUGUUUCUCUGGGAUCGAUCCCCUCUGCUGUCCCUAUGGAGACCUAUUCCGGAGUCUGCCAGUCCCCCUUCCUGGACAACAGGGAGAGAAGUGGCUUCUUCAGCCCAGAGCACUGUGAGCCAGAGAGUCCCUGGGCCAGCAGCUCUGCUGCCACCACUCCCUCCACACCCACGACGCCCACCACGGAGGGCGAGGGUGACGGGCUCUCCUACAACCAGCGCAGCCUGCAGCGCUGGGAGAAGGAUGAGGAGCUGGGCGAGCUCUCCACCAUCUCACCCGUGCUCUACGCCAACAUGAACUUCCCCAGCCUCAAGCAGGACUAUCCAGACUGGUCCAGCCGCUGCAAGCAGAUCAUGAAGCUGUGGAGGAAGGUGCCUGCCACGGACAAAGCGCCCUACUUGCAAAAGGCCAAAGAUAAUCGGGCGGCUCAUCGCAUCAACAAGGUGCAGAAGCAGGCUGAGAGCCAGAUCAACAAGCAAACCAAAGGGGAGGGCCUGCGCAAGCCUGAGAGGCCCUCGCUGCACCUGCGGAUCCCAAUGCAGCCGGGGGCGCUGCCCAGCUCUGCCCAGCCCCCUGGCACCAGUGGGCAGCCUGUUUACGUCAACAGUGCAGCCGGCCUGCUCCCCUCGGCCGACGGCUUCCUGAAGCAGCCCGCGGGCACUGGAGGGGGAGCCGAUUCGCCCAGUGAGCUCUUCCUCAAGCUCCCGCCCCAGUCCCCUGCCCAAGUGCCUUCCCACGACCCCUACACCAUGGCCUCCACAUACCCACUGGAGCCGCGCUUCUCCUCUCCCCUGGGCCAGAGCCCCACAGCAGGCUCUGGAUUCCAGCCCUUCCCACCCCAGCCCCCGCAGCAGCUCCUGCCCACACCCCGGCCGGCUCCUGGCCCCCAGCCCGAGUUCCACCCCACCUCACCCGGGACCCCCCGGCACCAGCCCUCCACCCCGGACACUUUCCUGAAGCCCCGGUGCCCCAGCGGCUCCCUGGAUAACCUCUCGGUGCCAGGCAGCCCUGGGGCCAGGCCCCCCGAGCCGCUGCUCUCGCCCCCGCCCUUUGGGGAGCAGAAGAAGGGCCUGGAGGCAGCAGGGCUGCAGGUCAAGAAGGAGGAAGGGGCUCUGGGCGUAUGCUCUCCCGGGUAUGCCCCAGCCCUGGCCUACGCCGACUCCCCGGCUGGUCCCCACCUCUCUGCAGAGCUCAAGGUGGCAGAUGUGUUCAAAGCUCCCCUGACCCCGCGGGUCCCUCAGGUAGAACCGCAGAGCCCAGGGCUGGUGCACCGGGCCCCGGACCCCCAGCCCUUAGUCCCCUCACCCCCCAGCCACCCUGACCUCUACAGACAGUCGCCCUCUGUGCCCUGCUACUCGGACCCCUAUGCCCAGCCCCCCCUGACACCCCGGCCGCAGCCCCCCGAUAGCUGUUGUGCCCUCCCACCCCGCUCCCUGCCCUCUGAGCCCUUCUCCCGGGUCCCCGCCAGCCCCCAGUCCCAGUCCAGCUCCCAGUCACCCCUCACACCCCGGCCACUGUCCACCGAGGCCUUCUGCCAGUCACCCGUCACCCCCCGCUUCCAGUCGCCUGACCCCUACUCCCGGCCCCCAUCCCGCCCCCAGUCCCGGGACCCCUUCGCUCCUCUACACAAACCCCCCCGGCCCCAGAUGCCGGAUUCCAGCUACAAGACAGUACCAAUCUCGCACAGCGCUCCAGCUGGAGGGGGCUUCCCCCCGGCACAGCCCGAGCCCCACGCCAAGGUGCCAGGGAGCCAACAGCCCCCCUUCAUCCGCUCGCCCGGUGCCAGUGUCUUCCCUGGUGCCCAGGCCCAGAUGCGCUUCACCUUCCCACCCUCGGUCGCAGAGCCGCUUAAGGGCUCCCCCUCCCACCAGCCUCAUGGGAUGAACAGCCAUUUUGCCCCGAGCCAGGCCCUGGGCAAGCCCCAGAGCACCAGCUAUGCCUCCUCGCCCAGCUUCCACCAGGCCGGCAGCCCCCUGGGGCCAGGCAGCACCACCCCUGAGACCUACAGCCUCUCCCCGCUGCGGCCCCCAUCGGUGCUCCCCCAGCAGGCCCCGCAGCAGCAGGAUGUCAGCCUGGGCUACCUGCCUCGACCGGGCCUGGUGCCAUCCACCGACAAGAGGGAGGAGGUUGUGGCAGGCAUCACGGUGCCCCCCAGCCGGGAGCUGCCGGAGCUGCCCAUCAGCCAGGAGGGUGCUAUCAACAGCAUGAGCCAGUCGGAGCUGGAGAAACAGCGGCAGCGGCAGAGACUCCGCGAGCUGCUCAUCCGCCAGCAAAUCCAGAGGAACAACCUGCGACAGGAGAAAGAGAGUGCGGCUGCCGCAGCUGGCUCCACCCCGGCAGCCUGGGGCCCGGACACCAGCUCCCAGGCCUUUGAGCAGCUCAGCCGGGGCAUGGCACCGUACCAGCCCGUGCAGGACAAGAGCAUCCUGGGGAGCCUGCCCACAGUGCCUGGUGGCACCAAGCUGUCCAGCCCAGCCCUGGUGCCGGCCACCUACGCCCAGGAUGAGCGCCUGGCCCGGCCGCCCCCGUCAGCCACGCCCUCUGCCAUGGACAUCAACGGCAGGACGGCAGUGGGACCCACGCAGACAUUCUACCCCCGUGCUGUGUUCCCGGGUCCCACGCAGCAGCAGCAGCAGCAGCAGCAGCAGCAGCAGAUAUGGCAGCAGCAGCAGGCAGCCGCAGCCCUACGGCUACCUGUGCCCACCCGCUUCCAGCAACCGCCAGGCCACGAGCUCGGGCGGCCGGCGCUGGGCCCCCCUGUGAGCGGGCUGGCCGCACGCAUGCCGGGCCCUGCUGAGCCACUUCCUGCCUCACCCGGUGCCAUCGGGCCCCAGUUCAUUGAGCUGCGUCACAAUGUGCAGAAAGCGGCUCCUGGGGCUGUGGGGCCACCCUUUGCCCAGCAGGGCCCUCCUGCAAGGCCCCGUUUCUUCCUGCCUGGUGACGAGACCUCCGGCCCAGCUGCUCGCACCUCCAUCCUGCCCAUGCAGCCAGCAGUGCUGGGCGGCCCAGUCUUGCAACCCCAGAAGAUGCCGGUGCCUUUGCCGCCCUCUUCUGCAUCCUCACAGGGGGCUGAGAUGAGCAACAGCCACCACCCGCCUCUCACCAAAGGCCCCUCACUGCCCCUGCCCUCGGGUAGCCUGGAGCUGCCACAUGUACCCCCUCGCCCGCUGUCGUCUACUGGCGCUGGACCACGCCCUGAGGGCCCCAAGGAUGAUGCUGCGGCGCCCGCUCCAGGUUCGGCUUCAGCUUCCAGCAGGAGCCAACUGGGGCUGGAGAGUGGGCGGCUGCCGUGCGACGUCCCAGUGGAGCCUGACCUGGAUGACGACUUUGACUCCCACAAGGACCUAGAGGAUGACGACUUGGCCAACCUGAGCCUGGACCCCGAUGUGGCCAAGGGUGAUGAUGACUUAGAUAGCCUGGAGGCCAAUGACCCGCACCUAGAUGACCUGCUGAACGGGGAUGAGUUUGACUUGCUGGCCUACACUGACCCUGAGCUGGACAACGGUGACAAGAAGGACAUCUUCAAUGAGCAUCUGCGCCUGGUGGAGUCAGCCAAUGAGAAGGCCGAGCGCGAGGCCUUGCUCAAGACAGAGCCACCCACGCCUGGCCCGAGGGUCCCCAAUGCUGGGGAGCGCAAGGAGGUUGCACCGCCUGGGGGGGAAAGGGUGGUGGUCAAGGAGGGGCCAGCUCCAGGCAUGGGGUUGUCUUCUGUCUCCUGCCCCUCUGGGCCCGUGCCAGCCCCUGACCCCGCCUUCAAGGCACAGGGCAGUGUCCUGGAGGCCAAGAUGGGCCCACUGCCAGCAGACAUCAAGCCCAAGCUGGAGGAAGGCUGCUUGAAGACAUCGCCCUGCCAAUUCACUACCAGCGGCCCUGACCGGCCCCCGGGCCCCAUCAAGGCCGAGGCUCUCCAGGGAGCUGAGAGAGUGGCUGCUACCCUCGGGUUGAACCUCAAGCCAGGCCAGGCCCUCCUGAGUCAGGGUUCAGGGCCAGCGCGGCUCAGCAUGGGCCAUUUCCCUGACAAUGGCCACCCUGCUGCCCCUGGCUCGGACAAGGACCCCUAUGCCAGCCCUGGGCGUGGGCUGGCACCUGGCCAGGUAGCCGCACCAGGCAGCACCUUGCUGGAGAAAUUUGAGUUGGACAGAGGUGCCUUGGGCUUGGCCAACACCCAGCACUUGCCAGGUGAUGAUCUGGACAAAAUGGAGAGUUCCCUGGUGGCCAGUGAGCUGCCACUGCUCAUUGAGGACCUGCUGGAGCAUGAGAAGAAGGAGCUGCAGAAGAAGCAGCAACUGUCAGCCCAGCUGCCCAGCAGCACUGCACCUCUGCAGCCCUCGCACACCAUGCUUCCAGCCCAGCCCCAACCCCAACCCCAGUCUCAGCCCCACGAAACGCAGGCUCCCCGCCUGGUGGGGCCACAGAUGCAGCUGGGCCUGGUCUCACGGCAACAGGGCCUGGUGGCCCCCCAGCAGCUGAUGACGCAGCAGCGCCUGGCAGGGGCCUCACAGGGCCAGGGCCUGGGCACCCACAUGGCACUGGCGCAGCCCCCGCCUCAUGCGCUCGUGGCCCCCUCUGCAGUCCCUGCAGCCCUGGCCCAGCAGAAGCAGCUGGCUGGGGUGCAGCCCUCCAGCCUGGGCUUGAAGCCACAGCAGCUCGUCCUGCAGCAGCAGCAACUGGCCAACAGCUUCUUCCCCGACACAGACCUAGAUAAGUUUGCAGCUGAGGACAUCAUGGACCCCAUUGCCAAGGCAAAGAUGGUGGCGCUGAAGGGCAUCAAGAAGGUGAUGGCACAGGGCAGCAUUGGCGUGGCCCCCGGCAUGAACAGACAACAGGUGUCACUGCUGGCCCAGCGGCUGUCAGGAGCCCCGGCCACGGCCGAGAUGCAGAACCAUAUCCUGGCUGGGAGUGGGCAGGAGCGGAGCAGCAGCGACCCAGCCCAGGCUCGCCCCAACCCCCCGACCUUUGCUCAGGGCGUUAUCAAUGAGGCCGACCAGCGGCAGUACGAGGAGUGGCUCUUCCACACACAGCAGCUGCUGCAGAUGCAACUCAAGGUGCUGGAGGAGCAGAUUGGCGUCCACCGCAAGUCCCGCAAGGCGUUGUGCGCCAAACAGCGCACCGCCAAGAAGGCCGGGCGGGAGUUUCCUGAGGCUGAUGCUGAGAAGCUCAAACUAGUCACGGAGCAGCAAAGCAAGAUACAGAAGCAGCUGGACCAGGUCCGCAAGCAGCAGAAGGAGCACACCAACCUGAUGGCUGAGUACCGCAACAAGCAGCAGCAGCACCAGCAGAGCUCGGCCGUGCUGGCCCUCAGCCCCUCACAGAGCCCGCGCCUCAUGGCCAAGCUCCCUGGGCAGCUGCUGCCAGCACAUGGUGUCCAACCAUCCCUGUCCCAACCAGGAGCCACCAUGGUGGGCGCCCCAGGCCUGGGCCAACCCCCAGGACAGCUGGUGGGGCAGACGGCUGGCCUGCGCCCUCCCCAAGGCAGCAGCGGAGUCCCUAUGGCGGUCCAGCAAGGCCUGUCGUUCAUGGGCCAGCAGCAGCUGGGGAACGCGGCCGUGCCCGGGACCUCCAACAGCUUCUUCGCCGGCAGCCCCACGCUGCGGGGGCUGGGUGCUGACAGCCGCCUCCUGCAAGAGCGGCAGCUGCAGCGGAUGCAGCUGGCCCAGAAGCUGCAGCAGCAGCAGCAGCAAAGCAUCCUGGGACAGGUCUCCUUGCAGCAGCAGCAGCAGCAGCAGCAGAACAUCCUGGGCCAGGUCUCCCUGCAGCAGCAAGGCAUUGUGGGCCAAACUGGCUUGAUGGGCCAGGCGCAGCCGCCACCUCCACCACCCACCCCACAGCCAGGCCCGGGGGGCCAGACUAUGGUCCCAAAGCAGCAAGGAUUGAUGGGAAACCAGCAGGGCAUCCUGGUGCAGCAGCUCUCCCCGCAGCAGCCACCGCAACCAGGCCUGCAGGGGCACCCCUCAGCGCCCACGCUGCAGCACCAGGGGAUGAGCCACCAGCCGCGCCAGCUGCUGCUGGCCCCCCACCAGCAGAGGGUGCUGGGGUCGCCCCAGCUCGGGCAGCAGGCGCCUGGCCUCCUGGGGCACCGCCUCAUCCUGUCCCAGCAGCAGCAGCAGCAGCAGCAGGUUGGGCUCCUGGGGCCGGCACGGACACUGCUGACUCCGCAGCAGCAGAACUCUCUAGGACAGCACCAGGCCCUGCAGGGCCAGGGCCAGGGCCAGGGCCAGGCUGGCCUGCAGCAGAUGCAGCACUUUGCGCAGCACGGGGCUCUGGGCCAGGCCCCCUCCGUGCUACACUUGAGUCAGGGAAUGCAGCCGAGCCUGGCCGCCAAGGAGCAGCCGGGAGGACCCGAAGGCACUGCACUGCCUGCCGAGGGCACCGAGCCAGCGGGGCAGGGGCCACCGGGUGGCCAGGACCUGGGUGGACAGCUGCACACCAGCCCCCCAGAGCCGCCGGGCAGCCAGGAGCAGCCGACCCAGCUUGUGCUGCAGCCCCCAGCAGAGCAGCUGCAGAAGCACCCACCGGAGCUGGGGCAGCCGCCACCACUGCGCAUGCCAGGAGUGCCACAGUCCGGUGCCCUGCUGCACCAGCCCCUGCCCAGCGACCCGACAGCAGGAGCUGCCAGGCAGGACCCACCACAGCUGCACGCGGAUCCCAGCCCAGGGCCACCCCAGCCGGGCUUGCCAGCAUCGGAGCCACCGCAGAGCUGUGCCAUGAGCCAGGCGCAAAGCAUCAUGGUGCAGCAGCAGCAGCGGAUUGUGGGGCACCCUCAGCUGCCCUCGCGGCUGCAGAGCACGGUGGGACCACCCCGGCCUGGGCUGCAGCAGCAGGGCCUGCUGCUCCCACCAGCAGCCCAUGCGCAGAGCCUGCUGGGCCAGGUGCCGGGGCCGGUGCUGGGGCAGAUCCGGGCACAGCUGCAGGGUGUGCUGGCCAAGAACCCACAGCUGCGGCACCUCACACCGCAGCAGCAGCAGCAGCUGCAAGCCCUGCUUGUGCAGCGCCACCAACAGAGCCUGCUGCAGCACAGCCAGGCGCUGCGCCAGGCCGGCCCCUUCCCAGGGCAGGAAUCUGGGCAGCCGGGCACGGCUCCCCAUGCCCCUUCGCCCGCGCCACCCCGCCAGCUGGGCACCCUUUUCCAGGUGCGCUCAGCUGGCCCAGCCCCCGAGCCAGGGCUCGGCAUGGAGCGGGUGUCUGCAGGGGCCCCCCAACCACAGCCACUGGCAGAGUUGGUACAUGGCGGUCGCAGCCCACAGCCAGCCAUGCUACGACUGUCCACCACACCAGCACCCCCCACCAUCCAGUCGCCCCUGAGCGUGCUCAGCCUGGGCCCCGCACCACCGCAGCACCCUGUGCCCAGCCUGGAACAGGGCGCCCAAGAGCCAAAGAAAGCCUCCCCUCCCCUCCUGGCACAGACCCCUGCAGCCCUGCCGGAGCAGCGGCCAACACCCCCCCACAGUGGGCUCCUGCCUGAGCCACCCAAGCCUGACCCCUCUCCUGCUCCCCCCAAGCCAACCUCCAGCCAGAGCAGGGAGGAGCCCUUCCCAGUGCCCCCUAGCCCUUGGGAUCCCACGGCGCAGGGGCCCAUUGCUCCUCCUGGCAUGGAGCCCGCAAAGGCACGCCUGCCCAUGGUCCCCAUCAAUGGGCAGGCAGCUGAAGUGCCCCGCACAGGGACGUUGCUAUCUGAAGCUGGGGGGCCACUGGCGAUGCCCCCCGGUGUGUGCAUCAAGCAGGAGCCCAAGGAGGAGGGAGUGCCGUGCGAGCUGGUUGCGGAGCAGCUCCUGAAGCCUGAGGCCCACAGGGAGCAGCCAGCAGCACCCACCCCAGCCAACCACCACCUGCUGGGCAGCCAGCUGCUGGCGGGUGCCCGCACAGAGGCUGGGCACCUGCUGUUGCAGAAGCUGCUGCGGGCCAAGAACGUGCAGCUGGUAUCACAGCGCACUGCCGAGGGGCUGCACCCCGAGCUCAACGGGCAUGCCGAUGGCAAGCUGGCCGCACUAGAGCACAGGCUGCAGGCUGUGGCCCCAGGCAGGGAGGACCCAUCUGCUGCCAAGAAGCUGCUGGCCCCAAAGCCCAAGCGGGUGCAGAAGGGCAAUGAGCGGGUCCCCGCCUCCCGCAAGAAGCUGCGUAAGGAUGACGGCCUGAAGCCCAGUGAGGCCCUCAUGAAGCAACUGAAGCAGGAGCUCUCCCUUCUGCCCCUGAUGGAGCCGACCAUCACGGCCAACUUCAGCCUCUUCCCGCCCUUUGGCAGCAGCCCCAUCAAUGGCCGGAGCCCACUCAAGGGUGCCUUCGGCAGCGCCGUUCUGGAAAGCGUCCCCGACUACUACUCUCAGCUACUCUCCAAGAACAACCUGAGCAACCCGCCGACGCCGCCCUCAUCGCUGCCCCCCACCCCGCCCCCUUCGGUGCAGCAGAAGAUGGUGAAUGGUGUCACCUCCGGCGAGGAGUUGCCUGAGCAGCCCAAGGACCCAGCCCCGGCCCGUGAGCCCGAGGGCCACAAGGAUGCUCCCGCUGUGGAAGUGAAGAGCUUGGACCUGCUGGCGGCCCUACCCACACCCCCACACAACCAGACUGAGGAUGUCCGGAUGGAGAGCGAUGAGGAGAGUGACUCCCCCGACAGCAUCGUGCCUGCCUCGUCCCCGGAGAGCAUCCUUGGGGAGGAUGUGCCCCGCUUUCCCCUGCUGAUGGAGAUGCGGCCGGAGCUGGAGGAGCGCGUGCUGUCCCCCGUCAUCCCCAUCAUUCCCAGGGCCAGCAUCCCAGCCUUCCCAGACACCAAGCCCUACGAAGCACCGGAGCCCUUCGGGGAGCGCUCUGCGAAGGCCCCACUGACACAGGGCGUCCCCUGGGAGAAGGGCAAGGGCAGCGAGGUCUCCGUCAUGCUGACUGUCUCUGCUGCGGCCGCCAAGAACCUAAACAGCGUCAUGGUGGCCAUGGCCGAGCUGCUGAGCAUGAAGAUCCCCAACUCCUAUGAGGUGCUGUUCUCUGAAAGCCCUAUGCGGGCUGCUGGGCCUGAGGCCAAGAAGGUGGAGACUGAUGGAGCUGGCACUGACAAGCCCGGGAAGCCGCCUGAUGGCAAUGCGGAGUGGCUGAAGCAGUUUGACGCCGUGCUGCCAGGCUACAGCCUCAAGAGUGAGCUGGACAUCCUGACACUUCUCAAACAGGAGAGCCCGGUGGUGGAGAAGGCGGCGCAGCACUGCUACAUCCACAACGUGUCCAACCUGGAUGUGCGGCAGUUGUCACUGCCACCUGAGGAACCCUCGCCCCCGCUUUCCCCCUUCGCCCCAUCACCCUCCAGCCCUGCUGAAACCGCCUGCAUCCCAGCUGGCGAGGCUGCCCCUGAGGCAGCACCAGUGCCCUCCACGCCAUCCCCACCUGCCCCCUCCCCAGCCCCCAAGGAGGAGGGGUCGCGCUCACCAUCCCGGGCCAAGCCACGUGCACGGCCCCCAGAGGAUGGUGGUGGGGAUGAGGCGCGGCCGCGGCUGAAAAAGUGGAAGGGGGUGCGGUGGAAGCGCCUGCGGUUCCUGCUCACCAUCCAGAAAGGUGGGGCCAAGCGAGACGGUGACCGGGAGAUCGCUGAGUUUGUGGAGAAGCUGGGCUCGGCUUUGCGGCCGGAGAAGGUGCCGCGGGACCUGCGGCGCUGCUGCUUCUGCCAUGAGGAGGGUGAUGGUGCCACGGACGGCCCCGCCCGCCUCCUCAACCUGGACCUGGACCUCUGGGUGCACCUGAAUUGCGCCCUGUGGUCCACAGAGGUGUACGAGACGCAGGGCGGGGCCCUCAUCAAUGUGGAGGUGGCGCUGCACCGGGGGCUGCUGACCAAGUGCUCCCUGUGCCAAAAGAUGGGUGCCACCAACAGCUGCAACCGCCUGCGCUGCCCCAGCGUCUACCACUUUGCCUGCGCCAUCCGCGCCAAGUGCAUGUUCUUCAAAGACAAGACCAUGCUGUGCCCCCUGCACAAGCCCAAGGGCCCCUGCGACCAGGAGCUGAGCUCUUUCGCCGUCUUCCGGCGCGUCUACAUCGAGCGCGAUGAGGUCAAGCAGAUUGCCAGCAUCAUCCAGCGGGGCGAGCGCCUGCACAUGUUCCGCGUGGGCGGCCUGGUCUUCCACGCCAUCGGCCAGCUGCUGCCCCACCAGAUGGCCGACUUCCACAGUGUCACGGCCCUCUACCCCGUGGGCUAUGAGGCCACGCGCAUCUACUGGAGCCUGCGCACCAACAACCGGCGCUGCUGCUACCGCUGCACCAUCUGCGAGAACAACGGGCGCCCCGAGUUUGUGGUGCAGGUCAUUGAGCAGGGGCUAGAGGACCUGGUUUUCACUGACUCCUCGCCCCAGGCUGUGUGGAACCGCAUCAUUGAGCCGGUGGCCAUGAUGAGGAAGGAUGCCGACAUGCUGCGGCUGUUCCCCGAGUACCUGAAGGGGGAAGAGCUCUUCGGCCUCACGGUGCACGCUGUACUGCGCAUCGCCGAGUCUCUGCCUGGUGUCGAGAGCUGCACGAACUACCUGUUCCGCUAUGGGCGCCAUCCGCUAAUGGAGCUGCCACUCAUGAUCAACCCCACUGGCUGCGCCCGGGCUGAGCCCAAGAUCCUCACCCACUACAAGCGGCCCCACACCCUGAACAGCACGAGCAUGUCCAAGGCCUACCAGAGCACCUUCACGGGCGAGACCAACACGCCCUACAGCAAGCAGUUCGUGCACUCCAAAUCCUCACAAUAUCGGCGCCUCAAGACCGAGUGGAAGAACAACGUUUAUCUGGCGCGCUCCCGCAUUCAGGGGCUGGGGCUGUACGCAGCUAAGGACAUUGAGAAACACACCAUGGUCAUCGAGUACAUCGGCACCAUCAUACGCAAUGAGGUGGCAAACCGGCGCGAGAAGAUCUAUGAAGAGCAGAACCGAGGGAUCUACAUGUUCCGCAUCAACAACGAGCACGUCAUCGAUGCCACGCUGACGGGGGGCCCAGCCAGGUACAUCAAUCACUCAUGCGCCCCAAACUGUGUGGCUGAGGUGGUGACCUUUGACAAGGAAGAUAAGAUCAUCAUCAUCUCCAGCCGCCGCAUCCCCAAAGGGGAAGAGCUGACCUACGACUACCAGUUCGACUUCGAGGAUGAUCAGCACAAGAUCCCCUGCCACUGCGGAGCCUGGAACUGCCGGAAGUGGAUGAACUAGCCCCUGCGGGUGCGGGCUCAGGUGUGCGCACGCCACCCCGGCCCAGCGGAGACUCCGCAGAGGCCUUCAGCCAGGCCUGGCGUGGGGGAAGGGGCCUGGGCAGCAGGAGCGGUGGUGGCAGGACAGGACAGGACGCCCCAGCUGGGCCCCGGAGUCGGCUGGAUGCAGGUGGGAUGUCUGGGGCUGGGCUGGGCCAGUACCAAAGGCAAGGUGGUUCCAGGCCUCGCUCGCACAUAUCGGACACUGCCUGCCUACCUUGUGGGGGGGCGGCAGUGCCCCCGCCCCCACGCUGACCUGCCUGCCGGCAGCAGGACUAAUGAACUGGCAACUCAGGGUUUUCUUUGUUUUGUUUUGCGGGGGGGGCGCCGGCCCCGCCGCCGGCCGCGUCUCAGCCCCCUCGCUCGCCCAAGCACCUGGCCAGGGCUCCGGAGGGGUCCCGGGGUGGGACGGGACAGGGGCAGCCCCUGCCCCCUGCGCCGGAGCCGGGCGGGUCAGACCCAGCGCCGGGCGGCCGUGGCCUCCUUUUUAGAAACAGAACUAAUCCGAUUCGCUCGCUAAUUUACCAAGGUAACAAAGAGACUCCUUGAGCUUGACAAUCCCGAAUCCGAGCCCGGCGCCGCUGGGGCCCGGUGAGAGACAGAGUUUGUGUGGGUUUAUUUUUCUCGUUGUUGUGGGGACGGAAGCACCGCAAGGGCGUGAAGGAGGCGCCGCCCGCACGGAGCGGAGCUGGGAUGAGGCAUGUGCGGACCCCCCCUUCCCCCCCCCCCCAAACGGACGCCAGGAGCAUCUGCACCCGAACCUACCUCAUUUUAAGUGUUAGAUUUUGCUGUGUGAAAUGUGAGCCCCACCCUGGUCCCAUGGCCCCCGGCUCCCAAGCCCUCCCUCCGUGACUGACUGCGCAGGCCCACUUAGGGAGGGGACUAGAGCAGCACUGGGCAGAGCCUGGGGCCUUUCCCUUCCCUCUGGUCCCUCCCUGCCCCAGGACCCAGCCCCCAGCCCCGUGGACUG
Messenger RNA from Gavialis gangeticus (Gharial), 16739 nucleotides. It is a transcript of the gene KMT2D, whose product is annotated as lysine methyltransferase 2D. Gene Ontology annotation, molecular function: histone binding; histone H3K4 methyltransferase activity; transcription coactivator activity. The coding region runs from base 177 to 15731 and encodes 5184 amino acids. The record is from RefSeq and is a predicted model, not a curated record. Gene Ontology annotation, cellular component: MLL3/4 complex; nucleus. NCBI's taxonomy places the organism in Eukaryota, Metazoa, Chordata, Crocodylia, Gavialidae. The transcript is spliced from 54 exons. Gene Ontology annotation, biological process: positive regulation of transcription by RNA polymerase II.